Molecule: messenger RNA, 2504 nt
Organism: Agelaius phoeniceus (red-winged blackbird)
Lineage: Eukaryota; Metazoa; Chordata; Aves; Passeriformes; Icteridae
Gene: UNC119
Product: unc-119 lipid binding chaperone
Biological process (GO): visual perception; positive regulation of protein tyrosine kinase activity; nervous system development
Cellular component (GO): spindle midzone; spindle pole; intercellular bridge
Molecular function (GO): lipid binding
Source: RefSeq, a predicted model, not a curated record
AUGAAGGUGAAGAAGAGCGGCGGGGCCGGGGCGGCGGCGGCGGCCAGGACCGAGGAGGAGCUGGGCCGAAAGGCGCUCAUCGGGCCCGACGAUGUGCUGGGGCUGCAGCGGGUCACCAGCGAUUAUUUGUGCACUCCUGAGGAAAAUGUUUACAAGAUAGACUUCACCAGGUUCAAAAUCCGGGACAUGGAAUCUGGCACAGUCUUGUUUGAAAUCACCAAGCCAGCAGCUUCAGAGCGGGAGCACAAUGACAGGAAGGACGUGGACCCCAACGCCGGACGCUUCGUGCGCUAUCAGUUCACGCCGGCCUUCCUCAGACUGCGGCAAGUGGGAGCCACGGUGGAAUUCACAGUAGGGGACAAACCCAUUAAUAAUUUCCGUAUGAUCGAGCGGCACUACUUCCGUGACCAGCUGCUGAAAAGUUUUGAUUUUGAAUUUGGCUUCUGCAUCCCCAGCAGUAAAAAUACUUGUGAGCACAUCUAUGAAUUCCCCCAGCUCUCGGAGGAUCUCAUUCGAGAGAUGAUCCUGCAUCCCUACGAGACACAGUCGGACAGUUUCUACUUUGUAGACAACAAGCUGGUGAUGCACAACAAGGCAGAUUAUUCAUACAGUGGAGGACCUUGAGCCUGGGCUGGGUGGCCCCAGCCAUGCUGGCCUCCCCUUCCCUCUGGAAGUCGUCAGGGAUCCCAACACCUCCAGCUCCUGCAGUGUCACCUGGACAAGGAUCCACCAACCAAGGACUCUUUGCCACAGUAGGAGUUUCAUGACAUCUCUUUUGAGCUUUGAAGCAGACCCAGUUCUUCAGAAGUUUUUAAGCUAAAAAUGAUCUUUGGAUACCACUUCCCUAAGUUCUUUUAAGUGUCUGCUUUGAAAAUGGCCUUGUGGGACCUGAGGGGUUUUUGCCCUAAUUCUGUGAAUUUAUGUUCUUGCCCCCGAGUAUCUUUUAGGAUUGCUUCCCCAAAGAAUGUAAUCAGAGAAAACCAUGGGUGUGGAUGGAUGUAAAGGCAGAGGUUUGGGUGGUUGUUUCUCUUUGUGGAUGCUUCAAAGGCCAAUUUAACUUGUCCAGCCUGUUGAAAAUAUCGAGCAAAACAUCUCACAAAGGCAAGUUCCAUCUUUAGACUGGCUCUCUCCAUGAGUAUUUCACCCUUUGGUUUCAAUCCUUCUGUGUAAUGUUCUGUUUAACCUUGGAAACACCAAAACCUGCAAUGAAGAGCAAUAGUUCAGUGACACAGAGCUGUGUUAAUUGGGUGUUUUUGCAUUUACAUUCCUUUUACAUUUCAGAUGAAGGUAAAAUGGCAUUGUGGGUCUAUGAACCUCCAUAAGCACAUUCCACUGAUUGCAGUUUUUUGCAGAAUAAUCAGGAAAAACAGAAGGAUUUUAGCUUUAUUUAACAUUCUUGCUAUAUUUAACAUUCAGCCUUUUCAUGCCACACAUUUCCCAUGUCUAUUUUUUUCAUCUCUGCUCGAUACCAAGAUAAGGACUUCAGCACUGCUUGUUACAGCAACAUUUUAAUUGUCUAGGGCAGCUGGGGAGUGUGGAAUUUCCAAUUUUCUAUGUGUAUCUGCAUUUAAAGGAGGUUAAGACAGCGUUUCCCCUUUGUUAAAAACAUUUCUCAUCAGAUAAUAAUACAGGUGAAGCUAAAUCUAAUAAUCUAAAACUUUAACACACAGCAAAAAAAAUAGCAAGAGUUCUCUCUUCUCUUCUGGAAGAAGUUUAACACCAAUUUAGCCCAAGAAAUAGCAACACCAAGAAUAAACUAGUGUGGGGUGACCUGUUGUCAUGAAACCCUUACUCUGAAGGUCAGUUCACUGAUACUUAAAAAAAAAAAAAAAAGAAAAAAACAACAAAAAUAAAAGACAGUUGCAGUCUGUAGAUAUUUCUAUAAAUACUUGAUGUCUCCAUGUCUAAUUCUGUGAGUUGAAGUGGAACAUUCUAUGUUAGCCUCAGAUAGGUGUAAUAAUUGUAAUAAUUUUUAUAAAAAUACCAUUUCCAGUUGUGAUGAGCAUCUCUGUAGUCGCAGCCUGUGUCAGACAGGACAAACAAUUCCAAGUGUAGCCUCAGGCCAGGGAGGUUUUUGUGCUCUUGUUGGGGUUGUGGUCACUUUUCAAUGUGUCACCAUUUGUAUUUGGCUUUGCUUUUUUGACUGCUGAGAGAGGAGGCAGUUUUUUUUUCUUUAAAAACCCAGUGAUUUUAGGUUACAGCACAGUUUUUAUUAAGCUUGGUAGCUACAAAAGUGUGUCAAGUUCACUGAUUUUACACAAGUAGUAGCUUGUAGUAAUUCUUAUCACAGUGAGACUUGUAUUUAUCACUAUUUUUUGUCUCUAGUGUGUUAAAUUAUACAAGUAGUCUACAGCUGACUGAUCAGUUUGAGAGAUACAAAGGAUUUCCUCAUUAUUUGUGCUGUACUUUGAGCUACUGACCAUUAAUUUUAUAGCACAAUAAUUACUAAAGAUGGAAAUAGGUUCAAAAAUGUUUUCAUUCCUCCCCCAACUUCUUUCUUUUUU